AUGGCUUCCUUAUCGACGAUAACUCAACCGUCGUUAGUGCACAUUCCCGGCGAAUCCGUCCUCCAUCACGUACCAAGCACGUGCUCUUUCCCGUGUAAGCCAAGUUUCAAGAAGCGGAUUAUCUGUUCGCCGGCGAGAAAUUCCGGUGAGACGUCGUCGGAUGCAGAAACUGAAGGUGGAUCUAGCACAGCCGUGGACGAAGCACCGAAAGAGUCUCCAUCUUUGAUCUCAGCUCUCAACGUCGAACGUGCUCUCCGUGGCCUUCCGAUAACAGAUGUGGAUCACUACGGAAGGCUUGGACUUCCCAGAAAAUGUUCUUAUGAUCAGGUUAGAAUUGGAUACCAAGAAAGAGUAAAGGAGCUAAUGGAACAAGGCCUAGACGAAGAACAACUCAAGAACAAGAUGGAGCUUGUCAAAGAAUCAUAUACGAUCUUGUCGACGGUGGAAGAGAGAAGAAUGUACGAUUGGAGCAUAGCAAGAAGUGAGAAAGCAGAGCGGUACGUGUGGCCCUUUGAAGUUGACAUCAUGGAACCAUCCAGGGAAGAACCGCCUCCUCAGGAACCAGAAGAUGAAGGACCAACAAGAAUAUUGGGAUACGUCAUUGGGGCAUGGCUAGUCCUUGGUGUUACUCUCUCUAUUGCAUUCAAUCGCUAG
Messenger RNA from Microthlaspi erraticum, 654 nucleotides. The record is from the annotation of a GenBank genome assembly. Lineage: Eukaryota; Viridiplantae; Streptophyta; Magnoliopsida; Brassicales; Brassicaceae.